This is a messenger RNA of Hevea brasiliensis (rubber tree), 1962 nucleotides long. RefSeq names its product pentatricopeptide repeat-containing protein At2g15980. Lineage: Eukaryota; Viridiplantae; Streptophyta; Magnoliopsida; Malpighiales; Euphorbiaceae. The coding region runs from base 92 to 1567 and encodes 491 amino acids. The transcript is spliced from 2 exons. Gene Ontology annotation, molecular function: protein binding. The record is from RefSeq and is a predicted model, not a curated record.
CAUUUUUUUUUAAACGGCAAACGACUUACCGUUUCUCUGUCUCUCUCUGCGCCUGCCGCUAGUGAACUCUGCGAGUGAUGCCUUCGCUUCGAUGGCAGCUCCCACUCUGAAACGAGUCCUUCUCUCUCCUCCAAAACUCAUAAAACCCAAUUCUCUCUCCUACUUCUCCUCCCAAUCAUCUACAUCUGCCGAUAAACCCCCUAUAGUUUCCACCGUCGUUUCACUUCUUACCCACCACCGCUCCAAAUCCCGAUGGAACCAUCUCCGCUCUCUCCUUUCAUCUACCAACACCCUCACCCCUGUGCACUUUUCCCAAAUCGCUUUCCAUUUAAAAUCGAAUCCCCAUCUUGCCCUCCGCUUCUUCCACUUCACUCUACACAACUCUUUCUGCUCCCACAACCUGUACUCUUACUCCACCAUCAUCCACAUCCUCUCCCGGGCUCGCCUCAAGUCUCCUGCCCAGUCUAUUAUCCGGGCUGCUCUCACCUCACCCGUGUUGUUUGAUCGUAGUAUUGCACCAGUGAAAUUCUUAGAGGUGCUAGUGAAAACGUAUAGGGAAUGCGAUUCUGCUCCGUUUGUGUUUGAUUUGUUGAUAAAAUCUUGUCUUGAGUUGAAAAAGAUUGAUGGUUCAAUAGAAAUUGUGAGGAUGUUGAGGUCUCGUGGGAUUAACCCACAAAUUAAAACUUGUAAUUCGUUGAUUUGUAGCGUUUCAAGGUAUAGAGGGUCUUACGCGGGUUAUGGACUUUUUAGGGAGGUUUUUGGAUCCAAGGAUAAUGAGACUGAGGAAGAGGUGAAAAGGAAUGUUAGAGCCAGGCCUAAUGUACAUAGUUUUAAUGAGUUGAUGAUGGGCUUUUACAGAGAUGGUGAAAUGGAGAUGGUUGAGGAGGCAUGGAAUGAAAUGGAGAGAUUUGGAUGUGUUCCAAACGGGUUUAGCUAUAGUGUCUUGCUGGCUACGUUGUGUGAGGAAGGGAAGAUAAAGGAAGCGGAGAAGUCGUGGGAAGAAAUGAGAGCAAGGGGAAUAAAGCCUGAUGUUGCAGCUUAUAAUACUAUCAUUGGUGGAUUUUGCAAGAUUGGGGACAUCGAGAAAUCCGAGGAGAUUUUAAGAGAAAUGGAACUGAGUGGAGGAGAAAGUACUUGCGUUACUCUUGAGCACCUAAUCAAUGGCUACUGUAGAGUUGGGGAUGUUGAUUCUGCGAUUCUUGUGUAUAAGGAUAUGUGUAGGAAAGAUUUUAGGCCUGAAGCUUCAACUAUAGAUUUGUUGGUUGGAGGGCUCUGUGAGAAGAAAAAAGUUGCUGAAGCUUUGGAGAUUAUGAGGAUUGCAAUGAGAAAUGUUAGUUUUCAUCCAAGUGGGAAGAGUUACGAGUUCUUGAUUAACGGGUUAUGCGAGGAUGGUAAGAUGGAAGAAGCAUUGAAGCUUCAGGCCAAGAUGGCAGGCAAAGGGUUUGAGCCAAAUCCAAAGAUUUAUGGUGCUUUUAUUGAAGGAUAUAUGAAGUUAGGAAAUGAGGAAAUGGUAGCGAUUUUAAUAAAGGAAAUGUCUGAAGCUCAAAAGCAGCAGGAAGAGAAUUAGAUGUUUAUCAUUGACAAGCUGGGACCCUGCAACUCCAAUCAUGUUAAUCACUUGGCAAAGAUGGGAAGCCAUGGACCAGUACAGAUGUUUGAGAGCUUUUAACUUUGGUGGAUUGGCUGCCAUGCUCUUAAUGUUGCAAGUUGCAACAAGGUAAAAUGAAAGAUGAUGAUGCAUACUAUUCUAUCAUUGUAAAUGUUUGAUUUGAAUAUGCUUGUUUAUUUAAAUUAUCCUCAAUGAAUGCAUCAGUCAUUAUGCAUGUAGAUUAUGUAAAUGUAUAAGCAAACUUGCCACCGCCUCAAGGUCAUGUAAUUUAUCAGAUGUCCUGAAAUUAUUCAGGAAGUGUUUACAAGUACUCUUAUUCUUCUAGCAAAGAAUUAUACUGUGGUAUUCCAGCA